Molecule: messenger RNA, 2591 nt
Organism: Urocitellus parryii (Arctic ground squirrel)
Lineage: Eukaryota; Metazoa; Chordata; Mammalia; Rodentia; Sciuridae
Gene: Mbd3
Product: methyl-CpG binding domain protein 3
Biological process (GO): negative regulation of transcription by RNA polymerase II; DNA methylation-dependent constitutive heterochromatin formation
Cellular component (GO): nucleus
Molecular function (GO): methyl-CpG binding
Source: RefSeq, a predicted model, not a curated record
CCUGCGGGCCGGAACAGCCGCGGCAAGUGGCGGCGGCGGAGGCAGCUGAGGCGGCGGCGAGCGGGGGUCGCGGCGGCGGCGGCAGCGGGCCCGGAGGCGGGCCGAGGAGCCGGGCGUGAUGGAGCGGAAGAGGUGGGAGUGCCCGGCGCUCCCGCAGGGCUGGGAGAGGGAAGAAGUGCCCAGAAGGUCGGGGCUGUCGGCCGGCCACAGGGAUGUCUUUUACUAUAGCCCCAGUGGGAAGAAGUUCCGCAGCAAGCCCCAGCUGGCGCGCUACCUGGGGGGCUCCAUGGACCUGAGCACCUUUGACUUCCGCACCGGCAAGAUGCUGAUGAGCAAGAUGAACAAGAGCCGCCAACGCGUGCGCUACGACUCCUCCAACCAGGUCAAGGGCAAGCCCGACCUGAACACAGCGCUGCCUGUGCGGCAGACAGCGUCCAUCUUUAAGCAGCCUGUGACCAAGAUCACCAACCACCCCAGCAACAAGGUGAAGAGUGACCCACAGAAGGCUGUGGACCAGCCCCGGCAGCUGUUCUGGGAGAAGAAGCUGAGCGGCCUGAGUGCCUUUGACAUCGCGGAGGAGCUGGUCAGGACCAUGGACCUACCCAAAGGCCUGCAGGGGGUGGGCCCAGGCUGUACGGAUGAGACGCUGCUGUCGGCCAUUGCCAGCGCCCUGCACACCAGCACCAUGCCCAUCACGGGGCAGCUCUCAGCCGCCGUGGAGAAGAACCCUGGUGUGUGGCUGAACACCACGCAACCCCUGUGCAAAGCAUUCAUGGUGACUGACGAGGACAUCAGGAAGCAGGAGGAGCUGGUGCAGCAGGUGCGGAAGCGGCUGGAGGAGGCACUGAUGGCCGACAUGCUGGCCCACGUGGAGGAGCUGGCCCGUGAUGGUGAGGCGCCACUGGACAAGGCCUGUGGGGAUGACGAAGACGACGACGAGGAGGACGAGGAGGAGGAGCCGGAGCCAGACCAGGAGCUGGAGCGUGUCUAGAGCAGGUGCUCGGCUGAUGCCCUCCCCACCAGGAGGCCAGGCUCUGGGACCUGAGGCCAAGGCUGGCUGGCAAGUGGGGUCAGUGCAAGAGCACCCCAGCCUGGUGUGCAGGUGGCAGCUGGGAGCACGCCUCGCCAGGCCUGCUCCUGUCCCAAGUCACCUUGCUGACGGCGUCCCCUCCCCAUCCUUUGCAGACGCCCUGCCUGAGAGCCCUGUGCUGCAGGGCCACCAGCUCGCCUCUACACGGCCACCUACAGACUUGGCCCUGGGCCACACUGGGGACCAGGCUCAGCAGUCAGGCACAGUCUGGGAGGAGGGCAGCCCCUCCUCCCCUGGGCCUCAACACGGGGCGCCUGAGGGCAGCCCUGCCUGGUGGACCCUCCAUCAUGGCUCUUCUCUGGGGGCCUGGGGGCCCCCGCGUGUGGACUCGGGCCUGUGGUGCCCCAGCCUGUCCCCGUGGUCUCUGCCCCAAGCUCCUCCACAUGGGAGAGGUGCCAGCAGACGCACCCGUCCCUCGGUGCCCUGGAGCUGGUCACACAGAGGUCCUUCGGUUGCCAUGUCCAGGAGCCAGGGAAAUAUUCCAGAAACACAGCUCCACCUCCUUCCAGUGCAGUGUGAGCAGCACUGCUCUGGGCCAGCAUCGUGACCAUGGUCCUGCGCUGCCACCCAGCUGGGUAGGGCCGGUGACCCCAGUGAGGGCAUCCGAGAGCCAGCAGCCACCUAGGAGGUCACUUCCCUCAAUAAAUCGAUGAUACAAAUGGGGCUGGAACUUGGCUGUUUGACCCUUUGUUUGGCCACCAGCAGAGGUGAUGGGGACAGCUUUCUGAAACCCGCUGCCCUGCCUCGGUGCAGGUGCUUGGCAGCACCCAGGCUACACCCAGGUUCCCCUGCGGUGCCAGGGAGAUCCCUAGUCCAGCUGCAGAGAAAUGAGCUGGCCCUUUGGGUGUGGCCCCCACAAUAGCCACCYCUGAGAGUAAUGUGGUGGCACAGUGGCAAAGGGAAUGGCCACUGCUUGGAUACCCCUACCACCCCUGCUGUGACUUGGAGGUGCCCGGGCCCAGUUAGGCCCUGCUUCUUCCUCCAUCGCCCUGAUGCUCACAGCACUAGUUGUCCUUUGGCUCCCCUGCUGCCCCAGCCAGGAUGUGGUCACUCUCAGGCUGGACAAGAGGGAGGCCAGCACCUUCUUGGCUCCCCCUGGGGCUCAGCCASCACUACCCCUGGCAGUUGGGGGCUGAGCCUGGUAUGAUGGCCGAAGAAGGGACCCCUUCAUUUGUGGGAUCCCCUACUAAGGUCACUGUUAGACCCGCAUUGUCCCCCUUGCCCUCAGGGCCAUGGCCUGGGGUGCCAGGUUGAUGCUGUCACCUUUCAAAGCACAAACCCUUGGCACAGGAAGACUGCUCACUCCCUGGGCUGCCAGACGGGGCCAGUCUCCCACGAGGCUGCCAGGGGAGCUCCUGUGGGGCCAGCUCCUCUUCCUGGCACUGGGUUCUUGUGAGGAUGAUGGCUUCAGUGCUUGCUGUGACCCUGAGGCCAGGGGUGCUGCCUGGUAGGGGACACAGCUGCAGUGGGCACUGUACCUGAAUAAAGACACUUCCAAGAA